CAUUCAUAGACAUGUGCAUCCAUGUGCGACGGCGCGAGAAACUGGAUGAGUCGUGUGUCGAAACAAAAUGUAAGUGUGCGAGUUUUCAAUUUGGAAUUUAACAUUAUUGGUGAUUAUGGAGAGCAGACUCAUAACUGGCGAUCCUUAAACCUGUUUUAUUUGUGAUCAGACCAAGAGAUGGCAGGAGUCUAAAUGUUUGACAAACUAGCUUAUGAGAAAAUGCAUGGCUCUGACAGUACAUGUAAAUUACCGGAAGCAGAUCGUAUGAUGAGCGGUUGGCGUGGAAGCAUGGUCAGCUCGGCAAGUAGCUCGGACGUGGAGUGUCAGCUGAGCGAGUCUCAGCCGGAGGUACCAAACCAUCACAGUCGAAAAGAAUCAAUGAAAUCUUACAAGUUACGCAAAAAGUUAAAACGUCGGAAACAGAUGCAGAGGCUGGUGUCUAAGGAUGGUUGGUGUAAUGUUAUGCACACGCACGUUAAGUACCGUGGAAUCUGGUUCAUCGCAGACUUGUUCACAACAUUGGUGGAUUUAAGGUGGCGAUACAAUUUACUCACAUUCACACUAGCCUAUGUAUUAGGCUGGUUUGGUUUUGGACUAAUCUGGUUAAUUAUUGCAGCGGUUCAUGGAGAUUUAGGGCACUCGGAGCUUUACCCGAAUGAUACAGUGUGGGAGCCCUGUGUAACAAAUGUUGAGACUUUUACAGGAGCAUUUUUAUUCUCACUUGAAACACAAACAACCAUAGGUUACGGUUUUCGUAGCGUCACAGAACAAUGUCCAGUAGCAGUGAUUCUUGUCAUCAUACAGUCUGUGGUAAGCAGUCUAGUUGACGCCGUCAUGAUUGGUUGCAUUUUCGCCAAAAUUGCGAGGCCCAAAAAGCGGGCAGCCACACUAAAAUUUAGCCGUAAUGCAGUAAUCGCUCUACGUGAUGAAAAGUUAUGUUUUAUGUUUCGUGUCGGAGAUAUUCGAGAAAGUCAUUUAUUUGAAGCUCAUCUCCGUGCCUAUAUGAUUAAACCACGGGUAACCGCCGAGAAAGAAAUCAUUCCGCUUUACCAGUACAAUUUAGAUUUGAAUUAUGAGACCGGCGAGGACCGGAUAUUCCUUGUUUGGCCCUUAAUUGUUUCCCACACAAUUGAUGAGGACAGUCCGCUUUAUACGUUAUCUGCUAAAGACUUGGAUAGUGCAGAUUUUGAAAUUGUAGUUAUAUUGGAAGGCAUUGUUGAGCAAACAGGUUUGACAACGCAAGCAAGAACAUCUUAUUUACCAUCCGAAAUACAGUGGGGCCAUCGUUUCUGCAGUUCUGUCAUUGCGAUUCAUAGCGAAAACGAUAACCAAUAUGAUAUAAAUUACUCCAAGUUUGAAUUAACAUAUUCUGUACCAGAGACACCAAAAUACUCUGCUCAGAAAUUGGAUGAGCUGCAACGUAAGGAGGAGGACGAGGAAAUUAACUCUGAACCGGCGUUGGAUUUAUUAAAGAAACUUAUACGGCAAGUACUGUUAGAGGAGAGAGUAAAGGCAUUUAAUGAAACUAAUGAUAGCCACCAACUUAAGGGUCAUGCAAAGGUUUAUCCCAGAUUGACCAAUGGCAACAUACGCUCUGCCUCCCACGGUAACAUUAAAGAACUAGAGAAAGGUCGUGACCUUUUACCAAAAAUCAAAUGGGGAUCUAUAUCAUCAAAUGACAUUGCACAAUUGACUUCAGGAGAGUCAAUAAAUUUUGAAGAACAUCUAGAUAAGCCAGAACCAAAACUACGAAAAACAUCAAGAGAAUCACAGAUUUGAAAUUUUCAAAACUGAGAUGACAAUCAGUAUACCAAAGAUUAAAUUAAUGACAGCACCAGCAUGAGCUGACUGUAGUAUGCACCUUACAAAGAGCAGAUCACCGCCAUCAAUGGUCUGGAAGUACUCCAAGAAUGGACAAUAACAGAAAUGUUUGACAGGAGACGCACCAAAAUUGAGCAUAGAAAUUAAUACAAGAAACAAAUCCACUCUAGAUGAUCGAAUACUUUUCGUCAGAGGUGUUUAGGUAUUUGUGAUGAAUCAAAGAAAUGGUAAUGAUUGCUAAGAACUUUUAAGUUCUUUUAAUAUGCAUAUUAAUGACUUCCAAUUUUGUAAAUAAAAAAAAUGUAUGAGACAUUAGAAAAAAAACUUCAUGGUUAAAAAAAAAAUGAGCUGGUAUAAUAGAGGAUAAAGGGGUUUGCAUGGAGUGUGUGGUUGCAUUUUGAGAGAUUUAUUGACGGCUUGACAAGAAUGAUAAGAGAGGCUGAAUGCACAUGGUGAAAAUAGAUAUUGGGUGGUUUCGAAAAGUACUUGAUAAAAUAGGAAGGGGUUUAUUUUUGUAGAAGGGAUAUGGUGUUCACCGGAAUAUGUAGGUAAUAGGUUAUUUAUCUUGCAUUUAAUAAAUGAACCAAAAUAUUUGACAAGCAGUUUAAGUUUAAGAGUUGUUGUUAAGGUUGUUUUUUUUUUUUUUUUUUUUUUGUAGAAGGGAUAUGGUGUUCACCAGAAUUUGUGGGUAAUAGGUUAUUUAUCUUGCAUUGAAAAAAUGAACCAAAAAAUUUGACAAACAGUUUUAAAUUUAAGAGUUGUUGUUACGGCUGGUUUUGCUUGAGUUGAUGGUAAAGUUGUCAAGCACUAGAAGUACAUGUUGUGUUUAUCAGCUUUUUCUGUUGCUAUGUGGUACACAUAACAUUGGUGUGUUCAUAGGUGCCGAGCAUGUAGCGUUGCCACGUACAUGAUGGAGUGCCAUGUGAGAUGCUAUAUAUGACAAUGUUGAUUAAUGUUUUACAGUACCAUAUCAUGUGUAAUACUGAAAGGCCCGCCAACUGCAAUUAUAAUGCACUGUGUUAGCCGACUGCGACUGCAGUGUUGUAUUGUAAAAUAUGUGUUGAUCGAAAGGUAGAGGCAGGCUAAAAACUUGUUUUCUUGUUACAGUGGUGCAAGAAUAACAAACUUUUCUUUAAAUUUCAAAUCUUAAUAUUUAACUGAGCUUCUUCCUUCUGUUGGUUAUUUCCCUCAAUAUUUAUAUUAAGGUUUCUUUUAAUAUUGCUACAUUUACUAUACACAUAGUCCUAGAUCAUAUUAUCAGCUUGUCUUGCCAAUAAAUUUUGAGUACCCAAGUUAUGUGAUCAUCAUGUAACAUCUCAAACUACUGUAAAUUUAGGCUAUGUUUACACAUGGCAGCUAAUGGUUAGCAGGAUCCGGAUUACAAACAUAAGAAAACAUAAGGAAAUCCCUAUCCAGAUACCAAGAAGAUGAUGAUCGGAUCACUGGCCAAUAUUAAACAAGGAAAUUUGAAAUGCGUACUGAUAGAAAUGCGCUCAACCUGCUAACCAAUAGCGCUUGCUAACGGUUAGCGUAUCCAGAUCCUGGUAGCUGUUUGGGAAUUCUUGCACGAAUGCUAACAAUUAACAUUAACGGUUAGCUCCCGAUCCGGAUUGCUCUCGUGUGAACCUGACCUUGUACUUCAGAUUUUGAAAAUAUGAUAGGGUAUUUUUUAUACAAUUCUUUUUUCCCAAAAAUAUAUCAAAGUAACAUUUCUCUUUUAAAAAUUCCAUUUUAAUUUAAAUAAAAAUCAGCCAGCAAAAAUGUAAACAGCUAAAGAAAAGUUAAAACUGCUCUACAGUAUGUAUAUAUUAUAUUUAGAAUAGCAAUAAAAGUAUAUUGGUGCUAGUUAUUUAAAGCAAGAAACAAACUAGGCACUUUUAUGUUCAACUUUUGUGGACUAAAGUGACUAUGUAAAGUUACAUUUGUGUGGAAUGUAAUAAGUUUGUCAUUAAAUUGCUUGGACUUGGGUUGCUUGAUAAUAGUUUGUAUUAAUUUGCUUGAUUCUGAAUAUAUUUGGUAUCUAUGGUAUAUUAUAUAAGUAUAUUGCUUGUUCGUUAUUUGUUUGUGAGAGAGGAGAGAGUUGUGUUUUGCUUUGUGGGAUUGCAUCUUCCAUUUUAAUUAGGUUUCUGUGGAGUGAAGUCUAAAUAAAUAUAAAAAUCAAAUACAAAGUAAUAUAAAAAAAAUAUCAAAAGUGAAAUAAAAAGAUUGUGGGUAUAUUUCAGAACAUAAGAUAGUUGUCCAUUCUCUCAUACACCUGUAACAUACUAGCAUGAAAUACUGUUGCUCGGCAUGUACAGAUCUUAAUGUGGUUGCGUGGGCAUGUAGACAUUCCUGGCAACAUGAUCAUGCAUGCCGUACUGCUAGAAAACAUGUGUACAACAAUCUAAAGCUUAGCUAUGUGUUGACAUGCAAUACUGUAUAGCAUGUGUAUAGACAUAAAUGUAGCUAUGUUCAACUUCUAAACGUGCAGUACUGGUUUAAACGAAUAUUUAAAAAUCUAAAUGUUUUUAUGUGGUCAUGUACAGUGAGUAUGCAAUGGGUUUUUAUUGGCGUAUGAUUGCUCGGCUUCUCAGAACAAAACCCACGCUUAUGAGUUAGGCAGGAUAUAGGACAGUUUAUCCAUUGCAUCUUGUUACUGCCACAGGGAUCCAGCCAAAAUUUUGAAUUUCAAAAUGUCAAAUUUUAAUUUCAAAUAAAAAGUCAAAUUGGAAAAAUUAUAUUAAAUUUUUAUUUUGAGCCAAUUCAAAACAACAGAUUGUGGAAGCUGCUUUAAGGUAAAGAAGUACAAUAUUAAGUGAUUCUAAUUUAUUCAAUUACAAAAGGAAACCAAUAUCUUGAAAAAAAAAAUGUUUUUGCUUUUAUUUCAUAUUGCCUGAAGUGAAGUUUACUAUAGAUUACAAGUAAAUCAGGUUGCAUAAUUUCCAUCUGAAAGGUAAUAUAGUUAAUAUUGUUGCGACUUCACUAUGCUAAUUCAGCCCUUAGUGUAAUGUUAUUUUGCUUGCGUACAAUACAUCUAGUGAGUAAAGGAAACCUUUACAUCUUGUUUGUGUGCACUUUACAUCUACAUUUUUGAAUCGAUGUAAUAAUUGUUAUUGCAUUUCAAAUACCUGAAUUAGUCAAAUUUCUAAAAACAACCUGUCUGACAUGUACGUGUUAAUUAACCAGGAAUUUGAUUUGAUGGAGUAGAAAUUAAUGUGAUUAACGCAAAUGGUUACAGAGCGUGUAUUUUGGCAUUGUUUUCUCGUUCUUGUCGACGAUUUAUGAUAGACUUAACUACAGUAUUGUGAUGUUUGAAAUUAAUGGAUUUUGACUGUGGAACUUAAUAUAUCCAGGUACCAUAAACCUAAUUCUGAUGUUAUAACUUAUUAACUAUGUGUGGUAUGAACAUUGAAUGCGGAGUUGCGUGGGAGUGAAAUAGAUCAGUCACUUUACAAUUUGACACAUGGGGGAAUUUAUGUUUUGGUGUGAUUAUUUUCAAUCCGUUAUUUGUUGUGGAAAGUAGUUAUUUUCCAAUUCAGCAAGUUUGUGUCAUAAAUAGAUAUUAGGAAUACAAAACAAAAAUAAGAAUGUUUAUUUACGGUAGUUACCGGUAAGUUCUCGAGACAUGAAUUUUUACCUGUGCAUAUGCAAAGUUGCACCUGUGCAGUUUAUAGUGCAUGAUACACACAAUUUACUAACAUGGACCAAUCAGAUGAUGUCAUUCAUCAUUAAAGUAGCAAUGGUGUCAUUCACCUGUUGGUGAUACUACUAAAUUCACCAGUAAAAGUGCCAUUCUUCUUGCAUGUACACAAGACAUGUGUCAAAAUACCCAUGUAGGUGUAUUAUAUAAUCUGUCUCAACAUGGGUCUGUGUGCGCCUGUACAGUACUUCCAUAUGUCCCUGUGUACCUGUACAUGUGUCUGUGAACCUGUACAUACAUAUGCCAUUGUGCACCUGUACAGGUGUAUUUGAGCCUCUAUUUAAAUUUUGGCACACAAGAAGUAUUCCUGAAUAUACGCUUUACAAAAUUCAUUAUUUUAUUUGUUGAUGCUUAUUGUGCUUGUUUUGUAAGAAAUAUUUAUCCAAGAAUAACAUCCCAUGUUGCAAUUCAUUGCUAAGAAAGUACGAGUAGUCUUUACUAAGCCCCUUGUAAACAGUUAAUCAGAGAUUGCAAUACAAACAAGGAUUUUCAAUCAAGAUGUUGAAAGAUACAGCAAGGAGAAAUAUGUACCUCCUUGGAUACAGAUCACCCACCUUUGGUACCUGAAACUUUGGGGUGGUCUUGGGGUAUUGGCCUCCACAUGGAGGGUAGAUUAGUGUUAAUAGAUUGAAUUUUUUGUAAAAGUGGUCUCGAAUUCAAGGAGUAUUGGAGUUAGAGCAAUCUUGAAUUAUAUGGUGCAUAUACAAAUACAGAUCUCCCUCCAAUUAAAGACCACUUUUAGGAUGGGUGUUUCCAUGGUCUUUAGCAGCUUUAAUCUCUAGAAUAAUAAAGAUAAAAGACAUUGUUAAUAUGGGACCACAGAAAAGCGGUCUUUAAUUGGAGGGCUCUUUAAGUAGGGGGAGACCUGUAUAGAGUUCUUUAUUUCAAAGCUUUAUUUAUUUCCACCUAUAAAUAAGUGUUCUUUUGAAUUUAACAUUUUUUAACUGUAGUUUAUUCUUGGUUGAAGAAGAAUUGUUGUGUUGCCAUGAUGUAAUUUUUUUUAUAAAAGAAAUUGUACUAAGUUUUGUUCUGCCCACUGGAGUUUGUAGCUAAGGAGACUGUAGCACAGAUAGUUUUAUCAAAGAUACUAGAAAUACAAGAUAGAGCACUCGCAUAGUAAAAAUGAGGCGGAAAUUGGGCCCGACGUAGGCGGCGCCCUUCUUUAUUAUAACGCAGGUUUCCUAUACUUCGGGCCCGACGUACUGGGCGCCCUUCUGUUGCUAAGUAUAUCCAGGCGCACAUGGCGCCCUUCUUCCUUCUUUUUCCACUAAUGGAGAAAAACUUUAUCACUAGAGUGCGUCCGUCCGGCCAUAUGAUUCUGCGCUAUAUUGUUGUUUUCUAUACUGAUCCAUAGGCUUAAUUGUUUUGUGUUUUAUUUGGAUAAUAGCAACGAUUUCUACCUCCGCCAAGGAGGUUAUGUAUUCACUGAUGUCACUGUCUGGGUACAAUUGUACUAAUCGCACAAUUGUGUACAAUUUUUUAAUUGAGGAUUGACAAUUAAAUACGCGAUGACUUGGCAACGAAAGUUUGGUAGAAGUUUUUUAGAUCCAGCCGUAUGGGGCGCCCCAUUGUUUGUAUUUCCACCAUGCAUUUCGGUGGAACACUCUAUCUUGUGUUUCUAGUAUCUUUGGUUUUAUCAUUUUGCUAUCAUAAGACCUGUCCACACUAUCCGUUUUUAUGUGACGAAAACAUGUGUAAAUAUGAAUAAAUAUACAGAAAAUCUUUGGUCAAAGAAAA
Anneissia japonica is the source of this 7237-nucleotide messenger RNA. RefSeq names its product G protein-activated inward rectifier potassium channel 3-like. The record is from RefSeq and is a predicted model, not a curated record. Gene Ontology annotation, molecular function: inward rectifier potassium channel activity. Gene Ontology annotation, biological process: potassium ion import across plasma membrane; regulation of monoatomic ion transmembrane transport. Gene Ontology annotation, cellular component: plasma membrane. Lineage: Eukaryota; Metazoa; Echinodermata; Crinoidea; Comatulida; Comatulidae. The transcript is spliced from 3 exons. Bases 193 to 1779 code for a protein of 528 amino acids.